Messenger RNA from Lachancea fermentati, 1026 nucleotides. NCBI's taxonomy places the organism in Eukaryota, Fungi, Ascomycota, Saccharomycetes, Saccharomycetales, Saccharomycetaceae. The record is from the annotation of a GenBank genome assembly.
AUGCCACCAAAGAAGAAGCAGAAUCAGCCACAAAAGAAAAAGGACAAUGUUGACAAGACUUUUGGUAUGAAGAACAAGAACCGGUCGACUAAGGUCCAAAGAUAUAUCAAGCAGGUGCAGACGCAAACAGAUCCUAAGAAAGAGGAGAUGAGACUCAAGAAGCUAGAAGAAAAGAAGAAGAAAGAAGCAGCGGAGGCUGAGAGAAGAGCCCUAUUUAACCCAAUUAUAGAUCAAAAAGUCAGGCCCGGUGUGGAUCCUAAAACUGUACUAUGUGCCAUGUUCAAGAUUGGGAACUGUAACAAAGGUGCUAGGUGUAAAUUUUCGCAUGACUUGAAUGUAGGCCGUAAGGUUGAAAAGAUGGAUUUGUAUAAGGAUGCUAGAGAGGAGAAAGAAGCCGAUACCAUGGAUACAUGGGACGAAGAAAAAUUGAGAAGCGUCAUUCUUUCAAAACAUGGUAAUCCUCGUACUACAACUGACAAGGUUUGCAAGUAUUUCAUUGAAGCUGUUGAAAAUGGAAAGUACGGUUGGUUUUGGGUUUGCCCUAACGGGGGUAACACUUGUAUGUACAGACACUCACUGCCAGAGGGAUUUGUGUUGAAAACUAAGGAACAAAAGCGUUUGGAGAAGGAAGCUUUCGACAAGCAGCCCAAAAUUACUCUCGAGGAAUUUAUAGAAACUGAGAGGGAGAAGCUUGAUAAGUCGCAUCUCACUCCAAUUACCGUUGAGAACUUCGCCAAGUGGAAGAAGGACCAUAUCAUCAGGAGAGUCAAUGCAGACAAAGAAGAAAACGCCAAAAAGAAACCUAGCGGUCGUGAGGUCGUACUGAAGAAAUUCUUGGAGAACAAGAAAUUCGCCGAAGUGGACGAUUUGGAUGACACGAAGGGUUCUGCUUGGGAUUUGUCUGAGUUUACCACAGCUUUGAAAGAAUCUGAUGAAAAUAACAACAGCGGUAUCAAGGAUUACGGUGAUGGUAGUAACCCCACAUUUGAUAUUGUAGGCAAAGAGACUACUACUGCAUCUGCAUGA